This is a messenger RNA of Schistosoma spindalis, 994 nucleotides long. NCBI's taxonomy places the organism in Eukaryota, Metazoa, Platyhelminthes, Trematoda, Strigeidida, Schistosomatidae. The record is from the annotation of a GenBank genome assembly.
CGUGGUGACAAAACGCAGAUACUUAAUUGAUUCCUUCAAAAAACGAUUUGUUUUGAACUAAGAGUAGCUCGAAAUAAUGUCGAAAUCUGUUAGUGGCAAACGUAAAACUAAAGGAAAGAAAACUAUAGCAAAGGACCCUGUGAAUGAAGCAUUAGAAAAAACACAGAAAGACGUAAGAAAUUUGCGGGAAGAAGUAAGCGGAAAAAUACGUAUUGCAGAAAAUGCAGAAAAUCGUCGUUAUCAAGCAUGUAUUGAGAAAUUGGAGUCUGUAAGAAAUUAUGAUGAAUUGAAAAAGUCUACACAAAACCAUACUGCUUUCCUAAUCACAGAAAAUGAAAUCAAAGUAACCAAUCUUCGAGAUGAAAUAGAAAAACUAACCACAAAACUAGAUGAGGCUGAUAAAUUAAUUGAGAUAAGAAAUAAUGAACUGAAAAGUUUACGUCAAGAAUUCCUAAAUUGUAUAGCAGAAAAAGAUUCGAAAAUCAGCACAUUAGAACAAAAAUUAAAAGAACAGGCUGCAUUAUUUCGUGACGUUAUAUCACAAGCGUUCAAUCAACUAAUUGAACAACUAAGUAUCGACUAUGAAAAUGUUCAUAAUAACUACAAAAUAUUUUCUCAGCCUACAAAUGAUCUAAUAGAAUUGGAGUUUUUAAGUCCACCAUUUUUAGAUGAAGAAUCUGUUGAAUAUAUAUAAUUACCUAUCUAGAUGUAUACAGUGAUGUAGCAUUUUCUCAAAAUAUUCAUAAGAAUAAUUUAUGUAAAAAUAAUUCAAGUAUAAAAAAGAGGCUACAAUUCUGCUACGACAGUUAUUUCUUCUUUAAUAAGACCCGUGAAAAGGAGGAAAUAUAUGAAGCAUAACUGCAUUGUUUUGAUAGAUGUUAAACUAUUUCCAAUAGCAAAAUAUCUUUACUAAUUAAUUCUCGAAAAAACAACUAGUCUGUGAAGUUGUUAUUGGAAAAAAAUGCAACUCAUCCAGAAAUUAAUGACUUUUUAU